Molecule: messenger RNA, 2223 nt
Organism: Colletotrichum siamense
Lineage: Eukaryota; Fungi; Ascomycota; Sordariomycetes; Glomerellales; Glomerellaceae
Exons: 4
Coding region: 1-2223 (740 amino acids)
Source: RefSeq, a predicted model, not a curated record
AUGAAGCUUCUCUCCGUCUUGGGGCUGCUAUGCAGCACUGCCUCGGUAGUCUCUGGGUCUCAACUUACACCUCGAGCACCCAAGUGUCCCAAGCCUGAGGGUACUACGGAUGCUCAGAUAAUUGCAGCGUACAAGUCCUCUGGACAAUGCUUCAGCUACACUGGCGCUGGCAAUCGCGAGAAGAGUAUUGCUCCCUGUGCCGGCGCUGAUGGCUAUUGCCAGAAGGUCAAAGGGGUAGAGAACGCCGCAGCAGGUUGUGAGCUCUUCGUUCCUGAGGGCGUCAAACUUGAUAAGAGUCUCGCCAACAAAGACGAAGAUUGCAACGAAUGGUACGCCGGGCAAUGCACAUGUGAGUGUGAGUUCUGUGAAGAGAUCGCAGACAUUGUCAUCGAGGGCCUCGAACAGCUUGACAGUGUUAUUUGCGCUGUGAUGCUUUCUUCCUUAACCUCCAUCGCCGACGCCGGUCUCACGUUCAUCCCCGGCGGGCAAGCACCCAAGGCUAUCAAAGCUAUAGUCCAGGGCGCCAAGUCUUUCUACGAGAAUGGGGCAGAAGCGGCGUCAUUCUUUGGGAGCUGGAUCGGCCCUGCAUGCGGGAUACCGGAUUUCAACUUCGAUAUCACUAUGGUGUUUGGGUCUCUCCUCGGCGCCCCUGACUCCAUGUCGCGUGGAAAACCUGUCGGCUGCAAGAAGAAGAACAAGAACGGAUGCCGCGAUGUUAAGCCAGUCCCCGAUCCCACGACGAAGCCAGACCAGCCCACGGUCAAGCCUACCGACAAGCCGCAGCCUACAACGACACCAAAGCCCGCGACGACACCGAAGCCAGAGACAACAUCAGCGCAUACAACAUCCUCGCCUGCCUCAUCCACGACUGAAGCCGGCGCCGGAUGUGCCUACUGCGGCGAGUUCGGAAAGACAAAGGCAGCUCGUGAUGCGAAGUAUCAACUCAUGUACGCCCGUGCGGGCAACUCUGCCGAUGCCCCGGCCUGCGUCUUACCUCCUGCGGACGGAUCGAUGAGCAAGAGGAGCCUUUUCGGUUUUCUCCCAGACCAACUGUCGUCGCGAUCAUUGCUUUUGCAGGGACGUGGCCUUGCCGAGAAGGACACCAAGUUCGAUGGGUUUUUGCUCGGCGGUACGUACGAGGUAACGCUAUCCAUGGGAAAGUACAUGCAGGGAGCCGAUGCCGAAAAGAUUCCGGAAAUCAGCAAGUUUUGGGCGUACAAAGAUCCACAGAAUACGAAUCAGUGCAGCGUGGAGGUGGUGAAAGAUGCCAACAAGGCAAAUGGAAAGAAAUACGACACCGAACACGUCUUUGAAGCCCAAACUGUCAUGCGGUUUCUGUCUUGGCUGAGCAGUGAUUCUGGCGGAAAGCUUGGGACUACAUACAAGAUGCCAUCAGCUGCAUGGGUCGUUGACACGUUUUUGUCAUCCGAAGACAGUAAGACCGAAUUCCUUAUCGUUUCGCCUGGCAAGACCAAUGCUGGCGAUCUCUUCACCCCAUCUUCCGGCGAACGAGGGGGUGCCCUGAUUGCCUACGGAUUCGGAAGAUCCGACGGGGUCAAGUCAAUUUCGGGAGGCCAGAACGUUGAGCGUAUUCCAGCCACUCGAGGCAACAACAACCUCGCCUUACUCGAAAAAGAGAUCAAUAUGGCCAAGGGGAAGUGGUUUGGCAUGAACAGGGUAGCCAGUGACUACUCCAAGAUGAACACACAGUCUAUAUUUCGAACAGAAAUGCGAAGGGGUGUGGCCCCGUUUCAAUUUUUGGGCGCCAGCGACGGCCAGACGGACACCAUCUGGAAGAAAUGGGCCCGCGUUGCGAACUGGAUAGACCUUGUCAUGUACACGUUUGAUCAACAGUAUAAAUGGGGUGCGCGCGCUGGCGAGCCCAAAAACUCGAAGGGGGAUCCCUCGAUGCGGUCUCUUUGGGCGUACUGGAUCGACAAGGAGCUUGGCGACAUUGAGGCCCUCGCCGCCGCCUGGGCGACACAGUCCGCAACUGUCUUCGACCAAAAGUUCCCGAAGAACAAGCGGUCCGCGGCCGAGGAGAAGUGGAGGAAUGAUGCUUUCGGCACCAAUGGCUUUGCCACUGCAGCCAAGCUCAAGUUUCCUCGCCCGGCCGGUCUCCCAGCCGGCGCCUCGAUUUAUGGUGCCUAUGGCUGGAAGGAUGUCACAUUUGAUGCUUCCAACCAGAACCCGAACAUCGGCGUCCCGGACAAGAUCGUUUAG